Messenger RNA from Carcharodon carcharias (great white shark), 2596 nucleotides. RefSeq names its product NOP56 ribonucleoprotein homolog (gene nop56). Gene Ontology annotation, molecular function: snoRNA binding. The coding region runs from base 284 to 1738 and encodes 484 amino acids. Lineage: Eukaryota; Metazoa; Chordata; Chondrichthyes; Lamniformes; Lamnidae. The transcript is spliced from 12 exons. Gene Ontology annotation, cellular component: box C/D methylation guide snoRNP complex; small-subunit processome. The record is from RefSeq and is a predicted model, not a curated record.
GUGCUGUUACAUGUGUUGUUCGAGCAUGCUGCUGGCUAUGCAUUGCUGGCAGUUAAAGAAGUUGAGGAGAUCGGCCUGCUGCUACCUCAGGUGCUGACUGACCCCUGUGUACGCCUGGCUCGGUUGGUAGCUCAAUCGAAAUAAAAACAGAUAAAUCUUGCGCUCAGCAGGCCAAGCCGAGUCUGGAGUGGAGGACAGUAUACUGACCGUUGGCAAAUUCAACAAUAUUGUUAAACUAGCAGCAUUUUCACCAUUUAAAUCUGCUCAGAGUGCCCUGGAAAACAUGAAUGCUAUUUCUGAAGGUAUUGUUCACGAGGACAUGAGACUCCUGCUGGAGACGAACAUGCCGGCUUCCAGCAAGAAAAGGAAGGUGAUCCUGGGGGUGGCCGAUCCGAAGAUUGGCGCGGCGAUCCAGGAGGAGAUUGGAAUCCAGUGCCAGACGGGGGGAGUGGUGGCAGAAAUCCUUCGAGGGGUGCGGCUUCACUUCCACUCCUUGGUGCAGGGCCUGACUGCGCUCUCCGCUGCCAAAGCCCAGCUCGGCCUGGGGCACAGCUACUCUCGGGCCAAGGUGAAGUUCAAUGUGAACCGUGCAGACAAUAUGAUCAUCCAGUCCAUCAGCCUGUUGGACCAGUUAGACAAGGACAUCAAUACCUUCUCCAUGAGAGUCAGAGAAUGGUAUGGGUACCACUUCCCGGAGCUCAUCAAGAUUGUUGCUGAGAAUUACAUGUACUGUCGACUGGCGAAACUGAUUGGGAAUCGCAAGGAGCUAACGGAGGAGAGUCUGGAACCCCUGGAGGAGAUUGUAAUGGACAGCGCCAAAGCCCAGGCUAUCCUGGACGCAGCACGGAGCUCCAUGGGUAUGGAUAUCUCCCCCAUCGAUCUUAUUAAUAUCGAGAGCUUCUCCAGCAGAGUGGUGUCUCUGGCUGAAUACAGGGCGACGCUACAGGAUUACCUGCGCUCCAAGAUGAGCCAGGUGGCACCCAAUUUGGCUGUUCUUAUUGGGGAGGUGGUGGGUGCCCGCCUCAUCUCCCACGCAGGCAGUCUGACGAAUCUGGCAAAGUACCCAGCCUCAACAGUGCAGAUCCUGGGCGCAGAGAAAGCUUUGUUCAGAGCUCUAAAAACCAGAGGAAACACACCAAAGUAUGGCCUCAUCUUCCAUUCAACCUUCAUAGGCAGAGCCGCUGCGAAGAACAAAGGCAGGAUUUCUCGGUACCUGGCAAACAAGUGCACGAUAGCGUCGAGGAUUGAUUGCUUCUCAGAAAUCCCCACCAGCGUAUUUGGAGGCAAACUGCGAGACCAGGUUGAAGAGCGAUUAGCAUUCUAUGAAACUGGUGAAGCUCCACGCAAAAAUAGUGAUGUUAUGAAGGAGGCUGCCACAGAGGCGGCUGAAGUGACAGCAAAAUUGAAGAGAAAGAUGGAGAAGAAAGAGAAGAGGAAGAAGAAAAGAGAGAAAAGGAUGCUGGAGGCCCUGGCUGCUGGGGAAGAGGAGGGGGAGAAGGAGGAACCAGCUGCAAAAAGAGCCAAAACGGAGAGUGAGGAGAACGAAGAUGCAGAAGUGGAGGCGAAGAAGGGGAAAAAGAAGAAGAAAAUGACUGAGGACAAACAGGCGGUGAACAGCUCGUCAAACAGUCUCCAGGAAAUACCCGUCCAGAAGACGAAGCAACAGCUUGUGGCAGAGGGACCAGAAACCCCGGUGUCAGACAAGAGGAAGAAAAAGAAAAAACCCAAGUCUGACUAGGAGCGGCUGGCGACUGCCCUCUUCAUGUGAACUGUCCCUCUGUAAAUCGGUCAGGCAGACUAGGCUGUCCCUCUGUAAAUCGGUCAGGCAGACUAGGCUGUCCCUCUGUAAAUCGGUCAGGCAGACUAGGCUGUCCCUCUGUAAAUCGGUCAGGCAGACUAGGCUGUCCCUCUAAAUCGGUCAGAGAUGGAUUAUUUUUUUACAAAUGUUUUAUUUAGCUUGGUCUGGAGUGUGAGCGCUACCUUUUGUGCUUAUACUGAGGCCUCUGACAUGCCCAGGGUUCUAGUGCUGGGCAUGAGGCUCAGCUACUCCAUUAUGUCCAGGUUUGCUCCUGUGUGCUGUUUGAGGAACUACCUUCAGUGUAUUAGCUGUGUGGCAGGUACCACUAGUAUUCAUGCCUGGUUUGUGCUGGCUCAGGUCAGAUUUACAAGACUGGUAGCUUGCCAGGGCCUGGUAUAUUUGCAGCGAUUGAUGCAGUGGUUACAGCACCAGUAUUAUGCUGGUCAGCACCAGUAGAAAGACAGCACUUCAGUAGGCUGGGGUCAGACUUGGUGACACUGGUCUGAGGUCAAUUUACUGUGCUGGUGGGGAGAGGGGUUGGUUAAAAAUCAGUGAUACGUCCAUCCUGGAGUUUGUAAAUGUGUACAGUUAAUAAAAUUCAAUACAAUGACAAGUCCAGUGUGCUGUAAGAUUUCGGUCUGCAGUUACAGGAGUCAGUAUCUUGCACUGAAGCAGAAAAUGAUUGUGUGGCUGUGGAAUUGCUUUAGCAUUAAUAUAAGGAGUCCAAUGGACCUGUCUAGUUAAUGUAACACCAGGAAUAACAGCAAUAAAGGCCAAUAUUUCAUUUGUGUGAAUGAC